CGAAAUGUCAUAUGGGCACGCGCUGGAAUAGACCGUAAGCCGCUUAUGUGUACAAGGCUAAGAGCUCCAUGAGCAUGAUAGGCAAUUCUUAUUCCCAAGGUGUUCUGUUCGCAUCAGAUUCAGAAGCAAAUAUAUCCUUCGCCCUUGCAUAUCGGCUGCCGCUAUCUUUCAUCGUACUACCACGAUGAGCUUGAAAGGUUCAGACGAUGUGGAUGCUGUCGCCCGUGUCGGGCUGGAGAAGCUGGGCUACAAGCAGGAGAUGACACGGUCUAGGGGACUAGUACAUAUAUUAUUCAUGACACUAGCAAUCAUGGCAGUUCCGUAUGGUCUUGCAGCUCCUAUCGCGACAUCGCUCAUUGGAGGUGGUCCAGCGGUAAUGAUAUGGGGAUGGAUCCUGGUGUCAAUCUUGACCCAAACCCUCGCUCUUUCACUGGCGGAGAUAUGCUCCAAAUAUCCCACAUCAGCAGGGGCAUAUUACUGGUGUUAUCGACUUGCAUCUCCACACACACGAGUUCUCGCCUCUUGGAUCAAUGGCUGGUUGACAGUCGUUGGUGUUUGGACGAUUGCUCUGAGUGUCACAUUUGGAACCGCUCAACUUGUUGUGGCCGGUGCCGGAAUAUUCCACCCUGAAUGGGUUGCAACGGCGUGGCAAACAUAUGUGAUUUUCCUCGGCGUGACUGCUGUUGCCUUCUUGUUCUGCCUAUUCUUCAACAAGCACCUGCCGACCAUCGACAUUAUUUGUGCUUGCUGGACUGGCUUAGGCAUCAUCGUAAUCUUGAUAUGUUUGUCCAUCAAGGCUGCGGCAGGGCGCCAUUCUAUCGCGUUUGCACUUGGACAUUUUGAUCCAUCUUAUUCAGGAUGGACGCCUGGGUGGUCUUUCUUCAUUGGUCUAUUGCCGCCUGCAUAUACAUACGCCGCCAUAGGAAUGAUUACCAACAUGGCCGAAGAGGUUCAUAACCCUUCUGAAAUACUCCCAAAGGCUAUCACCUGGUCCAUACCUAUUGGCACAUUAUCCGGCGUGAUAUUCCUUCUGCCAAUCCUUUUCACGCUCCCAGAUAUUGCCACAUUGCUUCAAGUUUCUUCCGGUCAACCGAUUGGUGUUAUGUUUACUCUGGCCAUGGGCUCCGAGGCUGGUGGUUUUGGGCUGUGGUUCAUUAUAUUUGGUAUCGGUAUGUUUUGUGCGAUCUCCAUAUCUUGCGCCGCUUCUCGCGCAACAUGGGCGUUCGCACGUGACAAAGCUAUCCCAUUCCAUCAGACGUUCUCAAAGAUCAGUCCGUACCUCGACGAUGUCCCUGUCAAUGCACUCCUGCUCUCCACCGUUAUCCAGAUUCUCCUUGGACUCAUCUACCUUGGCUCAACAGCUGCGUUCAACGCCUUCGUGGGCGUCGCUGUCAUGUGCCUCGGAGCAUCCUAUGCCAUGCCCGUUGCCAUGUCGCUUAUGAACGCCCGGCGAGACAUGCAUGAUGCCCCAUUCAACCUUGGCAGGUUCGGUACCGUGAUCAAUGCAGUCGCAGUACUGUGGAUCAUGUUUGCUAUGGUGCUAUUCUCGAUGCCUGCCGUCAUCCCAGUCACGAAGGUUUCCAUGAACUAUGCUUCGGCAGUGUUUGUGGGAUUUGCGGUGAUAAGUGCUGUGUGGUAUUUGAUCAACGGCCGGUUUCACUAUACAGGGCCUCCCAUCCCGGAAGAGUCCACGGACUCCACGGAGUCCAAUCGGUCGACCUCCCCACUUCGAAGGUGAUUUGAAAAGCCGAAGGUCUACCAUGUCGUAGUCACCACGCUAUUACAGUAUCACUUCCAAACUAUGUACAAAAUAUCUUGAAUGCU
Molecule: messenger RNA, 1824 nt
Organism: Suillus subalutaceus
Lineage: Eukaryota; Fungi; Basidiomycota; Agaricomycetes; Boletales; Suillaceae
Product: amino acid transporter
Exons: 19
Coding region: 185-1738 (517 amino acids)
Biological process (GO): transmembrane transport
Cellular component (GO): membrane
Molecular function (GO): transmembrane transporter activity
Source: RefSeq, a predicted model, not a curated record